Messenger RNA from Penicillium oxalicum, 372 nucleotides. RefSeq lists its product as uncharacterized. The record is from RefSeq and is a predicted model, not a curated record. The coding region runs from base 1 to 372 and encodes 123 amino acids. The transcript has a single exon. Lineage: Eukaryota; Fungi; Ascomycota; Eurotiomycetes; Eurotiales; Aspergillaceae.
AUGUCCUCCUUCUUCACGCCUCGUCUCCAGAGAACCGUAGGAACUCGCACAGGCUCUCUUGCAACAAGAACACCCCGAGCUCCGGUUCUGAAUCGAGAUCUGGGCCGCGCUCUCUACUCCAGCCAGGGCUACGGUGAUGGAAAAGGCGAUCCGGCCGCUGAGAACCCAACCGAGCAAGGCGUGAGCUCUCGCAGUCGGGAGUUGGAACACCCCGGUCCUGAACAGCAUGUGAAGAAGCCUUCUUCUUCCUCCUCGAAACAGAUUGAGAAUCACAGUGAUCGGCGAGACGGCAGUGAGGCUUCGGGUACGUCGUCGUCUCCGUCCAACAAGCAAGGCUUGGAGAAUGAACUGGCGCGAGGCCGGGGACAAUGA